Rhipicephalus microplus (southern cattle tick) is the source of this 2801-nucleotide messenger RNA. RefSeq lists its product as uncharacterized. The record is from RefSeq and is a predicted model, not a curated record. NCBI's taxonomy places the organism in Eukaryota, Metazoa, Arthropoda, Arachnida, Ixodida, Ixodidae.
UGCACCGAGCAAAGAUUAGCAGCGGGUCAGUCGGGCUCAGCAGUCUUACGUUGCGGGGUCUUCCGACAGUGUCCAUCUGCACAACUCUGCUGCACUGACCACUUUCCUCUGUCAGGGAAAAGAUUGCAGCAGCAUUGCGCUGGACGGGCGCAGAGCGCUCGACUUCAAUUUGUGUGGGAGGCCACGCUGAGUUGGCGCUGCACUGAAAUGAAGUUCGCGAUUUUAACGUGUCUUGUUCUUUGUUGUGGAGGCACGUCAAGCCACAGCGUAUACCAAAGGCAGUUCCGGUGGUGGCCAUCGGGAGACAGCGCAGAUCAACUUCCACCUGGAGUGCCAGGGCAAGACCAUGUUACUGGUGACACUGCCGAAAUAACUAGCAGAAUCGCCUCAGGUGCAGCCAGUUACAGCGGUUCUUACGGAGGCAGCUACGGCGGUGGCUACAGUGGCAGCUACAGAGGUAGCUACGGAGGCAAAGGUUACGGGGGUGGUUAUGGAGGUGGAUAUGGGGGUGGUUACGGAGGAGGUUAUGGGGGUGGUUACGGAGGCGGCUACGGUGGCGGAUACGGGGGCGGAUACGGUGGCGGCUACGGUGGUGGAUAUGGAGGCGGCUUUGGUGGUGGUUAUGGAGGCCAAAGCUGGGUAGCCAGAAGCGGAGAGAGUGGCAGUGAUACCACAGGGAGCAGCGGACAUGGUGGUGGAAGCGGGGGUGGAAGCGGGGGUGGAAGUGGGGGUGGAAGCGGGGGUGGAAGCGGAGGUGGAAGCUUCAAUGAAACUGAUCACACAAGGGGAUACAGGAAUGGCUUUGGUGGUGGUUACGGAGGCGGACAUAGUCGCAGUUAUGAAAGUCGCAGUAGGGUUGUGAUUAGCGACGAACGAGGAGGUGAUUUGCGCAGAGGCGGAAGCAUAAGUCGGAACGAAGCGGGCACUGGCAGUGGCUAUGGAGGUGGUUAUGGAGGAAGCCAUGGUGGCAGCUAUGGUGGAAGAACAGCCAAUCUCAGUGGCACAAGUAGCACUGACACUACAAGCGGCAAUGGUUACGGUGCAAGUGAAAGUGGUGGAGGCAGCCGAUAUCGAGGUAGUUAUGGAGGUGGUUACGGAGGCGGCUAUGGAGGUGGUCAAUGGGUCAGCACAGACGUGCGUGGCAGUGAAAGUGAAAGCAGUGCUGAAACGGCGGGGGCACACAUUAGUAGUAGCAGAGGUACCAUGAGAAACGAAUCAGGUAGUGGCAGUGGGUAUGGAGCAAGUUACCAAGACAACUACAGAAGCGAACAAAGAAUCGGACAUGGAGGUGGUUAUGGAAGCGGCUACGGCGGUGGCCAUGGAAGACAUAGGUUCGCGAACACUGAGGAAACUGGCACGGGACAUCGCAGAGUGAACGUAAAUGAAACUUCAAGCGGUAGCGUGGGUGAAGGUGGCUACAGAAGUGGAUAUGGAGGUGGUUAUGGAAGUGGUUACAGAGACAGAUAUAAUAGAGGUGGUUACCGUGGAAGUUAUGAAGGGCGAAGCCGAGUUGUGCAUGCUGAAGAAAGUGUUACUGAGACCAGACGUGUCACCGAAUACGGUGAUACGAGCAGCAAUGAAACAGGAACCAACACCAGAUACGGAGGCAGCAACAGAGGUGGCUACGGUGGAGGCCACGGUGGAGGCUACGGUGGAGGCUACGGUGGCGGAUACGGUGGUGGCUACGGAGGUGGCCAUGGAGGUGGUUAUGGCGGUGGUUACGAAACGCAGCGACGUAUUUCAAGCAACCUCAGAAAUGAAACCGACAGAGUGAAUGUCAGCGAAUCUGGAGGAAACCAUGGAGGCAGUUAUGGAGGUGGCUAUGGAGGUGGCUAUGGAGGUGGCUAUGGAGGUGGCUAUAGUGGAGGCCACGGAGGUCAUAGCAGUGUUCGUGUCGGAGAAGAAAGCGCCACAAGUGUCAGAAGUGGCGGCAGAUAUCUGGGUGCAAGAGGCGGCAGUGAAACCACUAGUGAUAAUGCUCAUCACCGUAGAACCGGCGAAGGCUCUGGAGGUGGAUACAAUGGAGGUCUUGGAGACACAAGAGCUGUUGUGAACGACACCGAAAGCGGCAGUGAAUCCGCAAGAGGUACUGGACGCGGAGGUCGAAGAGGAGACAUAACAGUGACCGAUUUCGAAAGCGACGCCCAAGAUUAUCAUGGCGGUAGUAGAAGGGAUGGCGCCAGUGAACGAAGAAGCGGUACAAGUGGGCAUGGGAGUAGAAUCAGCGAUAUAAAUGGUGGUGGUAGCAGUAUUAGUAGUGGUGGUGGAAGCGGAGGAGGUAGUGGUGGUGGUGGUAGCGGGUUCAAUACAAGAAGUGGCAGCACUGGAGACCGAAGCACGAGUGAAGGCAGCAAUGCCGGUGACAACAGCCGUGGUUUUGGCCGUGGUCUCGCUGGCAGCCGUGGCAUAUACGCCGGUGGGUAUAUUGUCGAGUAUGGAGAACGAACAAGCUCACGUGUUGAAACUUCCCGGGGAUCUGAUGUUCCAUGCGUCCGAGUGCGCAACUGUGCCAGCAUAAUCACAGCAUCAACGGGCAUGCGUCCUGGGGCGGUGCAUGCGCCCGAAGAACAGUCAGCAUCAAGAGGGCACGUGCAAGAAAUCGUCAACGAUUCUCAAGUACGCCUUCGUGAUCUUGCUCAGCGACCAGCAGAAAGUGAGGAGCAAAUAGGUGACGACUAAAAGCUCAUCUUCCACUUAACGCUACAUUCAUGAACUUUGUUGAAUUUGAUUCCGACAAACUAAUUUCAAACAUUGAGCUGAUUCGUUAAGCACUAGGAAUAAAGAUUUAUUAUUCGCAGUUA